Hyphopichia burtonii NRRL Y-1933 is the source of this 1824-nucleotide messenger RNA. RefSeq lists its product as uncharacterized. Gene Ontology annotation, biological process: activation of GTPase activity. Gene Ontology annotation, molecular function: GTPase activator activity. NCBI's taxonomy places the organism in Eukaryota, Fungi, Ascomycota, Pichiomycetes, Serinales, Debaryomycetaceae. The record is from RefSeq and is a predicted model, not a curated record. The transcript has a single exon. Bases 1 to 1824 code for a protein of 607 amino acids.
AUGAGUGAUGGUUAUAUAUUGGGAGGAAAUUUACACGAAUUGAAUGAUAAACACAUUAAGAAAUUGAUACAUUUAAAGUUCAAUGACGAUCCCAUCCUGUUGAUUAGACAAUUAUCGCAGGAUCUCACGAGUAAAGAGACCGAAUUAAUAAUUCUAAGGAAGGAGAAAUUUUUACGAGAGCAAGAAUUAUUAAAAAUAUGUAAUGAAUAUGGGAACCUAUCAAGCCUAGAGAUUGAUAGGAAACUUAAUAACUUAAAGUUUGAUCACAACAUUGAUAAAGUCCUAGGUGACUUGAUUGAGGAUGCAAUUGAAGAUAAUUUAUUGGACUCAGGAACCGACAAACCGGCUGAUUCUCAAUCAGUUGAAGAAAAAGCAAACGGAUGGUUAGGUCAAUGGUUUAACAAGAGUAGGUCUACUCCAAACUUGAUUCAAAAUACAAUAGGGUCAGGGAAAUCCAUAAGUCGUGAACCCAAACCAGUUGAAUUCGAGAAUCCUGGUGAUCCUCCGGCACCAGUAGAGUUACAUGAUAUAAACUUCGACCCCAAGACCGAAGAAGAAGAUAAGUUGAAAAAAGAACUAAACACCGAUAAAUAUGGAUUUUUCAAUGAUCCAGAGGACUUAUUGUUUAAGAUUAAGAAAGAGAAAGAUACCAAAAAAAGUGAACUUAGUUUAGAUGAAAAGAGUAAACUGAAUAUUCCAAUUAAUAGAUUGAAAGAAUUGGGAAGACUACAUGAUGAUGAGAAAAAUCAAAUGAGCCAAAAAUGGGACGUAUUUAUCAAGGAAGUAUUAAAGGCAUAUUAUAAGAAAAAGAAAGGAGGUAAGGUACUAAACAAUGAUGAAGUUUUUGGUAUGAAGGGGUUAAAUUUAAUUAAAUACAACAAAGCACAGGAGACUGAAGGAGAAGAGCAUAACAAAAUGUAUGAUAAUCUAAUAAAGUUAGUUGAACUGGGGAUUCCCAAUAAAUACCGUAAUAACCUCUGGAUGGAAUUACUGGGAGCAACUAAUCAUAAAAUCCCUGGAGAAUACCAAAGAUUAGUUAAGUAUAGCUUGAAUAACGAACCCACCAAUAACAUGAAUCAAAUAAAUCUAGACUUGCAUCGUACAUUACCUUCGAAUAUUCAUUUCAAUGACUUACUCAAUUCUCAACCAGGAAGAAAUUUUUAUAAACUACAAAGAAUUUUAUAUGCUUUUGCUAAUUACAAACCCGAAAUUGGAUACUGUCAAGGAAUGAAUAAGAUAGUUGGUAAUUUAUUAUUAGGAUUGAAUCAUAAAGAAGAAGAGGUGUUUUGGUUAUUUGUUGCAUUAAAUGAACUGCUUCCUCAAUAUAUCACACCCAGCAAUAAAAUUAUCAACUAUUUUGAUAAUGAAUCAUUAGAAUAUAUAAGAAUGGACCAAAAAAUAAUGAUAGAUUCCUUCUUCCCAAAAGUCAUGCCUAAAUUAUAUAAUCAUUUAAAUUCACUUAAAAUCCAAAUCGAAUUUAUCACUUUGAAUUGGUGGUUAUCACUAUUUACUGAAAACUUCCUCACUCUAGAAAUUUGGUUCAAAGUCUUUGAAAAUUUGUUGAUCAGUCAACAUAUAGAAAUAAAGUUAAUUAGCUUGACACUUUCUAUUUUCAAAAUUUUUGAAAAUUUGCUUUUGAGUAUUACAAACAGUGACGACAUUUACCUCAUUAUGAAUAACCUAAAUCUCAACAACUCUACCAAGAUGAAUCUUAAAUUCAGUGAAAUCAUAAGCAUUAAUAAUUCCAUUGAAAAAAGACUCAGCAUAAAAGAGUUAUCUACCAAGCGAGUUGAUCUAAGACGUUCGUGCCAAUUGAAUGACUGA